GAUGCGGAUUGCAGAGACUAUCGAUGCCUUUUACGGCGACGCCGGCGCACAUGAUGGUGUGAGCCGGAGCUAUAAGCAGGCUGUUGAGGAUCUUGACGCUGAAACUAUCAAGGCAUUGGAUGGUCCUUACCGAGCAACCGUCCUCGACCCGAUUUCCCGGUUUUGUGCCUACUUCCCUGACAUCAACGAGUGUAUUAAAAAGAGAAACCACAAGCUGCUUGACUACGACUCCAUGAGAGCCAAGGUGAAGAAGCUGGUCGAGAAGCCCGACAAGGACGCUACGAAGUUGCCCCGCACCGAGCGCGAGCUGGAGAUGGCCAAGCAAGCAUACGAACAGCUGAACGAGCAACUGUUCACGGAACUCCCUCAGCUCAUCGAUCUGCGCGUUCCCUACCUGGACCCGAGUUUCGAGGCGCUGGUUAAGAUUCAACUUCGGUUCUGCGCCGAGGCAUACUCGCGUAUGGCGCAGGUGCAGCAGUACCUCGAUGCGGAGACAAGAGACCAGUAUGCUCGGGGCGAUCUGGACAACCGAGUAGAAGAGGUACUGCAGCAGAUUCGGGAUUUGAGCAUAGCGGGCACUGUUUAAUGAUUCUGGUUUCGGUGUACGAUGGUACUUGCUGCUUUUAGCCCUUGUUAUAAUAUUUUAUUCUUACGACUAAAUGUUUACCUAUCUCAUUUUGUACUCUGUUGGGAAGUUUGUAAUAUAACUUAAAGAG
This is a messenger RNA of Aspergillus ochraceoroseus IBT 24754, 716 nucleotides long. Its product is annotated as amphiphysin-like protein RVS161. The transcript has 2 exons. Gene Ontology annotation, molecular function: lipid binding; protein binding. Gene Ontology annotation, biological process: plasma membrane tubulation; actin cortical patch localization; endocytosis. Gene Ontology annotation, cellular component: Rvs161p-Rvs167p complex; medial cortex; actin cortical patch. The record is from RefSeq and is a predicted model, not a curated record. The annotation marks the transcript as partial. Lineage: Eukaryota; Fungi; Ascomycota; Eurotiomycetes; Eurotiales; Aspergillaceae.